AUGAGAGCCCGGCGGUGCCCAGGCCCAAUCCAGCAGGGAACCGCCAUCACUGACAGCCUCAUGCCCAAGCCGCAGACGCAUCCAUCAGGUAGCCCUUCUUGUUGCUGGAAGGGGGAGGUUGUUGUCAUGGGCUACAACGGCUGGUUCAAGGACAUGGGCAAGCCUGACAACAAGAGUUCGGCACUUCUUACGGCCGAAGCCCUCAGACACAGCGUAGAUGCCAUUCCGAGGCUAACACAAAGGUCUCAAUUGACCCGAACAGUGUUCCCACAAGCAAUUAUGGAUGUAAAAGUCCCGUUUAACGGCCCCGUCCAUAUCAAGCGCAAUUAUCGCAGAGCAAAGCACGGCAUCUCAAUAGAGGAGGUCACCGUGCUUCGUGUCAUCGUUAUAGAGAGAAUGAAGGAUUGGCGACAGUGUAUCCGCCUUUCGAGGCAGAAAUUGACAUCGGCCGUGUCAUUGAGGCUUCUUUUGACCACGAAUCCUCGACAAGUGGCGGCAAGAAGCGCAAGAUCCACACGACUAACAACAGGCUCUGCCACAAAUGCAACAAGAACUUUCCGAGCCGAACGUCCCUUGACGAGCACUGACUCGAAGCACCCUAGCCCCUACGUCUGCGUCUUCCAUUACGCCAACUGCAACACCAGAUUCGAUGCAAAGAAGAAAUGGAAGUGCCAUGUUAGUACCAGGCAUCUGAGCCUAGAGUACUGGGUUUGCGCAGAGGGCAUGUGUGCUGAUGAGCGGCAGUCAUCUCACCAGCGAUACGCGGGUCCUGCCACCCCUUACCAUGCAGCCGGCCACUGUGACCCAGGGACGCUCUCACAGCGAGCUGGAUGGGCCAGCAACGUCCGAAUUCUGCCCUUCUCGACAACCCGUUAA
This is a messenger RNA of Trichoderma aggressivum f. europaeum, 876 nucleotides long. RefSeq lists its product as uncharacterized. The record is from RefSeq and is a predicted model, not a curated record. Bases 1 to 876 code for a protein of 291 amino acids. The transcript has 4 exons. Lineage: Eukaryota; Fungi; Ascomycota; Sordariomycetes; Hypocreales; Hypocreaceae.